Pipistrellus nathusii (Nathusius's pipistrelle) is the source of this 3420-nucleotide messenger RNA. The record is from the annotation of a GenBank genome assembly. Lineage: Eukaryota; Metazoa; Chordata; Mammalia; Chiroptera; Vespertilionidae.
AUGUGUGACGGCGCCCUGCUGCCCCCCCUCGCCCUGCCCUUGCUGCUGCUGCUGAUCUGGGGACUGGUGGACCCGGGCACAGCUGCCGGCGGCGGCGACGGGGCGGCCGACGUGGAGGUGGUGCUCCCGCGGCGGGUGCGCCCGGACGACGUGCACCUGCUGCCGGGGGUGCUGCUGCCGGGGGUCCCCCCGGGUCCCCGGCGGCGGCGGCGCCCCCCGCGCGCGCCCCCGGCCGCCCCCCGCCGCCCCCCGCCGCCGCCCGGCGAGCGCGCGCUGCUGCUGCACCUGCCGGCCUUCGGGCGCGACCUGUACCUGCAGCUGCGCCGCGACCUGCGCUUCCUGUCCGGCCGCUUCGAGGUGGAGGAGGCCGGCGAGGCCUGGCGCCGCGGCCGCCCCGCCGCCGAGCUGUGCUUCUACUCGGGCCGCGUGCUGGGCCACCCGGGCUCCCUGGUCUCCGUGAGCACCUGCGGCGCCGCCGGCGGCCUGGUCGGCCUCAUCCAGCUGGGGCAGGAGCAGGUGCUCCUGCAGCCCCUCAAUGGCUCCCGGGGCCCGCUCGGCGGCCGAGAACACCUGGUCCGGCGCAAAUGGUCCCCGGCCCCCGGCCCCUCCGCCCAGGCCCAGGCCCCCGGCCCGCUCUGCCAGGUCCUCACAGAAAAGAAGAUGCCAGCAGGGAAGGGCGGGCCGCCGGCGGACGGGCGAGUGCGGAGGAGCGCCAUCCGGCUCACCAGCGAGCACACGGUGGAGACGCUGGUGGUGGCCGACGCGGACAUGGUGCAGUACCACGGGGCCGAGGCCGCGCAACGGUUCAUCCUCACCGUCAUGAACAUGGUUUACAACAUGUUCCAGCACCAGACCCUGGGGGUGAAGGUGAACAUCCAGGUCACCAAGCUCGUGCUGCUGCGACAGCGCCCUGCCAAGCUGUCCAUCGGGCACCACGGGGAGCGGUCCCUGGAGAGCUUCUGCCACUGGCAGAACGAGGAGUACGGCGGCGCCCGCUACCUCGGCAACAACCAGGUGCCCGGCGGCAAGGACGACACACCCCCCGUGGACGCGGCCGUGUUCGUGACCAGGACGGACUUCUGCGUGCACAAGGACGAGCCGUGUGACACCGUCGGCAUCGCUUACUUAGGAGGCGUGUGCAGCGCCAAGAGGAAGUGCGUGCUCGCCGAGGACAACGGCCUCAACCUCGCCUUCACCAUCGCCCACGAGCUGGGCCACAACUUGGGCAUGAACCACGACGACGACCACUCGUCCUGCGCCGGCCGCUCCCACAUCAUGUCGGGCGAGUGGGUGAAAGGCCGGAACCCCAGCGACCUCUCCUGGUCCGCCUGCAGCCGAGAUGACCUGGAGAACUUCCUCAAGUCGAAAGUGAGCUCCUGCCUGCUGUUCACGGACCCGCGGAGCCAGCACGCCGUGCGGCUGCCCCACAAGCUGCCUGGCAUGCACUACAGCGCCAACGAGCAGUGCCAGAUCCUGUUCGGCACCAACGCCACCUUCUGCAGGAACAUGGAGCAUCUGAUGUGCGCGGGGCUGUGGUGCCUGGUGGAAGGAGACGCGUCCUGCAAGACCAAGCUGGACCCGCCCCUGGACGGCACCGAGUGCGGGGCGGACAAGUGGUGCCGCGCGGGCGAGUGCGUGAGCAAGACGCCCAUCCCCGAGCACGUGGACGGCGACUGGAGCCCCUGGGGCGCCUGGAGCAUGUGCAGCCGCACGUGCGGGACCGGAGCCCGCUUCCGGCAGCGGAAGUGCGACAACCCCCCCCCCGGGCCAGGAGGCGCGCACUGCCAGGGCGCCAGCGUGGAGCAUGCCGCGUGCGAGGGCCCGCCCUGCCCCAAGGGGCUGCCCAGCUUCCGGGACCAGCAGUGCCAGACGCACGACCAGCUGAGCAGCAAGAAAAAGGGGCUGCUGGCCGCUGUGGUGGUGGACGACAAGCCGUGUGAGCUGUACUGCUCGCCCCUGGGGAAGGAGUCCCCGCUGCUGGUGGCCGACAGGGUCCUGGACGGCACGCCCUGCGGGCCCUACGAGACGGACCUCUGCGUGCACGGCAGGUGCCAGAAAAUCGGCUGCGACGGCAUCAUCGGCUCGGCGGCCAAGGAGGACCGGUGCGGUGUGUGCAGCGGCGACGGCAAGACCUGCCGCGUGGUCAAGGGCGACUUCAGCCACGCGCGGGGCACCGGCUACAUCGAAGCGGCCGUCAUCCCCGCGGGCGCUCGCCGGAUCCGCGUGGUGGAGGACAAGCCGGCCCACAGCUUCUUGGCCCUCAAGGACUCCAGCCGCCGGUCCAUCAACAGCGACUGGAAGAUCGAGCUGCCCGGGGAGUUCCAGAUCGCGGGCACCACGGUCCGUUACGUGCGCAGGGGCCUGUGGGAGAAGAUCUCCGCCAAGGGCCCGACCAAGAUCCCGCUGCACUUGAUGGUGCUGCUGUUCCACGACCAGAAUUACGGGAUCCACUACGAGUACACCAUCCCCGUGAACGCCACGGCCGAGAACCAGAGCGCACCCGAGAGGCCCCAGGACUCCCUGUUCCUCUGGACCCACAGCGGCUGGGAGGGGUGCAGCGUGCAGUGCGGCGGAGGGGAACGCAGGACCGUCGUGUCCUGCACCCGCGUCGUGAACAAGACCACGGCGCUGGUGAAUGACAGCGACUGCCCCCCGGCGAGCCGCCCGGAGCCCCAGGUCCGGAGAUGCAACUCACACCCAUGCCAGGCGCGGUGGGUGGCCGGGCCCUGGAGCCCCUGCUCGGCCACCUGCGAGAAGGGCUCGCAGCGGCGGGAGGUGACCUGCGUGCACCAGCUGCAGAACGGCUCGCACGUCACCACGCGGCCCCUGUACUGCCAGGGCGCCCGGCCCGCCGCCACGCAGGGCUGCGAGGGCCAGGACUGCCUGUCCAUCUGGGAAGCGUCCGAGUGGUCACAGUGCUCCGCCAGCUGCGGCCCGGGCACGCAGAAGCGCACCGUGACCUGCACCAACUCCCAGAGCAAGUGCGACGCGGCCACGCGGCCCCGCGCCGAGGGGCCCUGCGAGGAUUACUCCGGCUGCUACGCCUGGAGGACCGGCGCCUGGUCCACGUGCUCCUCCACGUGCGGGAAGGGGCUGCAGUCCCGCGUGGUGCAGUGCAUGCACAAGGUCACCGGGCGCCACGGCAGCGAGUGCCCCGCCCUCGCCAAGCCCUCCACCUACCGGCAGUGCCACCUGGAGGUGUGCAACGACAAGAUCAACGUGAACACCAUCACCUCGCCGCGCCUGGCCGCCCUGACCUAUAAGUGCACGCGGGACCAGUGGACGGUGUACUGCCGGGUCAUCCGGGAGAAGAACCUGUGCCAGGACAUGCGGUGGUACCAGCGCUGCUGCCAGACGUGCAGGGACUUCUACGCCAGCAAGAUGCGCGGGCCGCUGCCCCCGCCCUCGCCGAGCUCAUGA